This is a messenger RNA of Linum trigynum, 8503 nucleotides long. The record is from the annotation of a GenBank genome assembly. NCBI's taxonomy places the organism in Eukaryota, Viridiplantae, Streptophyta, Magnoliopsida, Malpighiales, Linaceae.
UCUUACAAAAAUAUAGAUUGCUUUACAAACAAAAUGGCUUAAUUGCAAGUUUGGUCACUCGAAUUGCUACAAAAUUUCAUGUUUGGUCACUCAAAUUGAUUUAUUCCAUUCGUAGUCACUUAAAUUAGUUGAACAGUCCAACUUUGGUCACUCUCCGUUAACCUCCGUCAAACUCCGUUAGUCAUGUUAGUUAACUGCUGACGUGGCUAACAGAGGUGCUUAGUCAUCCUAUUUUACAAAAAAAAAAAAAAACAUGCCACAUCAUUAACCCCUCAAUAUUUUAAAGUCCACCCAAACCCAAUCAACCCCUGACCCGAACCGAAUCCCUGAACCAACCCAUUCACCUGUUCCCCCUCUUCUUCCCCAGCUCCGACCCGAAUCGCCAUUACUGCCACCAAAUCAUAAUCCCAGAUCUACGGCGAUAUCCCGAGAUAGAGAUAGCCGACAAGAUUGAGUGGGAAUGGAGGGAGACGCGAUUCCCAGAUCAUUUGACGGUGAUGGCUUUGGACACAGACCUUGACAGCGACAGACAAGGUGUGAAAGAAGGCUAGGGAUCCCCGACCGCAAUCGAGAAGACGAAGGCAUCGUUAGGCUUCUUCUCCCCCGCCGUUAACCCCUCUUUCUUCUCCGAAUCGAAACCCACAGAUUCCCGUGGGCAUCUUUUCCACCUCUUCUUCGCCACCGUCAACCCGCACAAGAGAGAAAGAGAGUACGAAGGGAUGACGCCGAGAGGGAGAUAGCUCCCGUAGAUCUGAAUCGUCCGCGACUCUGGAAACGUCAAAACCUAGGAAGCCUUCCAUCUCUCCGAAUAGAGAACCGACCGGCGAAGCUGUCGUGGUCCUCCUGGUCUAUCGUUACCAAGGCGCCGUCGUCAUUGAUUCACCAGCACCACCGACACUGCUCUUUGAUCUCUAAUCUCAGCAGGGAACAUAGAGAUCUGCUAUUGGGGAGGUAGAAGACGAAGGUAAAGAAGAAGGCGCGUUGGGAGGGGAGGAAGCGGUGAACAUGGACUGUUCUGGCAUCCAAAAUUCUUUGAAUGGAGUGUUUGUUAAUGGUGUGAGGGUUGAGACAGGUGUGGUUAGAGAGCUUUGUGCCGGUGAUGAGGUGUUGUUUGUUUGUGGAAAUGAAGGUAUUUGUAGCUUAGGUAUUCGAAUUGGGUUUGUGAUUCAGGGCGUUGUAUUGACAGAGGAAGUUAUCUGGGGAUUGGAUAGGGCUCAGUUUGAGAGGAGGAGGAAGAGGUUAGUUGAGAAUACCGCCUCGAUGAGGCAUUCCCAAAGAUCAAUUUCAACUGGAAAGAGAAGCAAAAGAGUCUUUCCUUUCUCAGAAGGUGAGAUAAUGUCACCAUGUAAUGAGUCUUGGAGACCGGGAUAUGGUGGCAUUACAAGAAGAGCAAAGUCUCUGCUUAGUCAAUGUCUGCAUAUAUUGCACAGUGAUGAUCCCAUGAGCUAUAUUAGAAAGAAGAAGAAGGCGGAGGUCAACAAGGGUCGGGUUUGGUUUUUUUCAUCAGAUGGGUUAAAAAGUUGGCCGGGUUAGAGUUUCUCUCUUGGGAGAUUGAAUGGGGUCGGAGCUAGGAAAGGAGAGGGGGAACAGGUGAAUGGGUUGGUUUAGGGGUUCGGUUCGGGUCAGGGUUGAUUGGGUUUGGGUGGACUUUUAAAAUAUUGAGGGGUUAAUUAUGUGGCAUGUUUUUUUUUUUUGUUAAAAUAGGAUGACUAAGCACCUCUGUUAGCCACGUCAGCAGUUAACUGACGGUACUAACGGAGUUUGACGGAGGUUAACGGAGAGUGACCAAAGUUGGACUGUUCAACUAAUUUAAGUGACUACGAAUGGAAUAAAUCAAUUCGAGUGACCAAACAUGAAAUUUUGUAGCAAUUCGAGUGACCAAACUUGCAAUUAAGCCCAAACAAAAUUAUAAGGGCAUUGCUAUUCGUCGCCCUAAAAAUCCUUAUUUAUCGCCCUAAUUAUAUUAACUUUACUCUAAUAUCCUUGGUUUCAAAUCUAAACCAAUAACCAUGUAAUCAAAUGCAGUCAAGCACUGCACCACCAUAAAUCCGAAAGCCGGAAGCUCCACCGUCCAUGUCCCGUAAAUCCGGUGUCCACCCGAUGUGGAAUCGGCGGCUCCGCCGCUACUGAGCCGGGAGCUCGCGGAAGAUCGAAAAACUAUCAAAUUUCAUUGUCAUUGCCUCGUGUUUAGAGAGAGGGAGAGCAAGCAGAAGCGAGAGGCAGAACCACACAAAUAGGAAAGGAAGAAAAAGAGGAAUCAUAGCUAACUAAAGUUGUGAUUGCAGUAACCAAGUCAAUUUCACAAACACACAGAAAUCAAAACAGCGGCGAAGGGUUUGGGGAACGAUAGCGGCGGCCGGCAAUCGGCUGGUGGACGAGACGACACAAUGAGGUAGGGAUUAGAGAAAUUAGAAUUUGGGGUAUAAACAUCAAUUCAGUAUGGUUUAGGGCAAAAUUUUUUAAAAUUUAGGGCGAUGAAUAGCGAUUCAGAAUUAUAAAGAUCAACGUUUACAAGUAUGAUAAAAAGCCAAAUGCAAGGAGAAAAAAAACAAAACAAAAAAAUGUCUCAUGUAAUCAUGAAGCAAAGAGAGGGCCUUUUGAUGAAUCUUAUAGGCUACCCUAUUGUUCUGUCAUCCUACAAACCACAUCAAAACUCCUGGAGAAGAUUUUGCAACCAAUGCACCUCUUGUAGCACCCAGGGCCGUCCCAUUAUAUUCGGAGGCCCUGUUCGAAAAUUUAAAUGUGGCCACACAAAAUUUUCUCGCAAAUGUGUUCAAAAUAAAAAAUAUUAAAUAAUAAUAAAAAUUACACAACUUCAAAAAUUUAUUACAAAUUAAUAUUAUUAUAUAUUAUUAAAUAUUAUCUACACUUAGAAACUAUCCUUUUGAAAUUUUUGGGUUGACAUAAUUAAAAAUUAUAACCAAAGAUUAAUAAUUUCAAAUUUUCAAACAAUAUAAGUUCUCUGCAAAAGAAAAAGAAAAAAGAUUAUAACUUAAAACAAGUUGAGUGGGAGACUGGAUAGUAGGGAUGAUGACUUAAUCAGAAUUGAGUAUGAACAAUUCAUAUUUAAGCGUUGGAUGCUUCUGGGAAGUUGAGAAAUUUUGGGGAAAGAGAAGAAUAAAUAAGUUAGCUGAUAUUUAAAUUCAACAAACCAAUUGUAUCUUAGUGGUUGAAUCUUUUUAUAAUUAAGAAGAGGUUGGUGGUUCGAUUCUCCUCCCUCCCUCCCUGCGUCUAUGUACAAUGGGUUUUUGUGUGGCCAUGUGGGCUUCCUUAGCCCAAGCGGGCCUCUUGUCUUGUAACAAGGGGUUUUGUGUGGCCAUGUGGGCUUCGCUAGCCCAAGCGGGCCUCCGGUCGUAUGGAUUAUGGGCCCCCAAAACUUGAGGCCCUGUGUUGUGGGUCUGACCAGCACAGGGUCUGGGUCGGGCCUGGUAGCACCGCUCCUCUACUGCUAUCAUGAAUCAAUGGCAUAUUAUCCUUCUGAAUCACUCAUUUAGCAUCCUCUUUAAAAUAUACCAACUCAAUUCGACUUGUCAACACGACUAUAGUGCAUCCUGAAUUGCCAUAAGCCCCCACCAAAGUUGAAUCCUCCAUAAUUGCAUAACAACCCUCACGUUUGCCAUCACUAUGCUUCCCUUUCGCAUACAAAAUUAAAACGCUCCUCUUCAAAUGUGAGCUAACUCGAAGUAAAUCGUCAAAUGUACAUAUCAAAACGUCGAAUGCAUGACACUCGAACCUACAACCGAUUAAGUAAUAUUAAAAAGUUCCAAACAUCCAAUUUCACAAUCUCAUAUUAAAACUUAGACGCCUCCCAUAAAUCCACUGCCACAAGGAAAAGAAGUACCAAGUACUCCAUAGUCUUCGAAUUUCCGCAACAUAUAGGUAUGUACUCCAAGAGCUCUACUUCCUUUAAAUGUAAAGCGUCUAUUGUAGGAAGAAUUCAAUAGAGAGCUUGCCAGAGGAAAAACUGAAGUUUGGGUGGGAUUGAAUAUUGCCAAACUUUCUUCCAUAAAGUUCGAUCCAUCAAGCUGGUCUCAUACUUCCAGCAACCCAUACAACAACUUAGCCUCAUAACAAGGUGAUACCAUGAUCCACUACUUGUCAUUAACUAUGACCCUUUUGGAAAGUGUUUCCUUUUAUAAAUCAAAGCUAAUAAGGAAUAAGAUUCCUCCAAAUAUCCGACAUCCAAUUUUUUCUAGCAAAGCCCGAUUAAACUACUCAAAUCUAUGGGGGCCAAACCUCGCAAAUCACGCCUGAUUUUCUUUCUUCAUGUGUCGUGGAUGAUGGAUGAAUGUGCAAUUCUAGCUUAUUAUAACCUUUCAUCAUCUUCUCUAAUUCAAUUCGAUCGCUUGUUUGAGAGGCAUAACUCUCUAGCUGAUGUCCGGAUAAUAAAUUGUGGUGUAUUUGAGACAUCAAAGGUGCAUCAUGGAACUUUUUUUUGGCUAAUGUGGAUUGGUUGCUUGGUGGAGCUGAAUCGCUUCUCACCUUAACAUACAUAUUCAUAGUAUUGGCCUUGACGCAAACACUUUGGAAAGGGAACGAAUCCGAUAACAUGGGUGAUGCAAGCCCUGGUUCAUUGAUCUAAGAGGAAAACAAGGCCUCUGACUCCUAGCUUCUAGGCAUUUCUAAUCCAACUUGAGGUUUUUGUGAUUCUAGAGAAUACAUGAAAUACUAGCUCAAAACUUCCCUAUGUAUUGUUGAUAUGAUAUUUAUGUAUGUCUUUGCAUGUUGGGACCAAUUCACUCUAGGUAGCUUAUUCUCCUUACCCCUUAAACAUUUCUUGAAUUGCUAAAGAAUGAGUCACCAGAUUGCUUAAACCAGAAAAUGAAUGCUACAGAAUGAGUCACUGGAUUGGUUAAACCUUUCCUUGAAGUUUUGUUGCCAUUACUCUAGAUUCGUAUGCCUCUCACUGCGAAUCAGGAACUCAUUGCAACUCGCAAUAAUUAGUCUUCCUACUAAACUCUAUACUAUUCUGACAAGGACUGACCCGUCUCUGAGGGUCAAGAUGUAUAACUGACUCGACCCACCCCUGUUUUCUUCUUGAACCUAUAUGACCCUCUAGGGUCGGGGCGGGUCAGUGAGAGUUGGGUUGGUGGGUCGACCCUUAUCAACAAACUGAUUUUUUACAAAUUAUGUUUUGGUGCCCAAAAUUAUUUUUCUUACAAUUUAGUACAUAAUUUAUUUUUUUUACAAACCAAUCCUUAAAUUUUUAUGGUAAAAUUACAUUUUGGUACCUAGUUUUUUUACAAUUUAGUCCCUAAACUUUUAAAAUUUUUCAAACAGCUCCAUGUGUUGGUAUGCGGAAUUUCAUAUGUAAAGGUCACAGUGUCAAAAAGUAACCUGACUCUAAACUGACUCGAUCCUACCCGAUCCUUACAGGGUCAAAAGAUGACUCGACCCUAAACUGACCCGGUAGACAAACUGAUCCAGCUUGACCCUCAGGGUCGGGGCGACUUAGUGGAUUUUUAGGGUCAAGUUUACACUCCUAAUUUUGACAAGACACAACAAGUAUGACGAAACAGAAGAACACCCCCCAAAAACAAUACAGGAGCAUCGAAUCCAAGCAUUCAACAAUAGACUAGAAGGCAUCACCCUUGGUGGAAACAACUCCCAGUAUUUUUUUUCAAUCGACAGGGACGAUUUACAAAGAUGGGGACGACACAACGUAAGUUAGCUUUUUUAUUCUUUGAUUAGGGGUCAUCUGGUAUCGCGACAGAGACAAAGUGACGGUGACGACGCAUGAAUUGAUGGCUAUGUUUUGCAGAAUAAAUGGAGGAAACGGAGAAUGAUCAACCAAGUUCAUUAGGUGGCCUUGGGAUUUGAUCGACAACGGAGUCGUCAAAAGUGAUUUCGAUAGGCCACCGGAGAGUGAGAUUGAGGAGACAACGAUUAAUUUUUCAAGUUCUUUUUUAUCCUCGCCUUUUACUGUUAACGGUCUUCCUCUAGUCUCCUAUUUAAACGAGAAGAGGGUUUGGAUUUCGGAUCGGCGGCAGUGGAGUUCGUCGGACAAAUUUAUGUGCUUCACAGUCGGAAGGCGAGAGAUCGAGGAAGACGCUAAGAAAUGACCUCGUUUGCUUGUUUAUUUCAGGAAAAAAACGAAUGCAAUUAAAUGAAAACUAAAUGGAAAAGGAAAAACAUCAAAGGAAGACACCCCGUUAGUUUGACGGUGGUAGGGUUCGGCCAACUUGUUCGAUUAGUAUUGGGAUUGGGUUAAAUGAAUCCAAUCAAUGUCACAUUAGCUCCAUGUGGCCCAAUAAAAAUCAGCUCGGUACGGCAGUUUUUAUGGCUGCACCGUAGUUUCCCCAUCCUUCAUAUACUGGGCCCAUGGAGCGGGAUUCCAGUAAAGCCCAAAAUGACGAAGAUUGUUUUGCAUAAUAUCCACCCAACACGAAAACUGAAUGCAGCCCGCCCAAUAGUCCAAAUCAGAGAACAAGGGAAAAUAUCACUCACCCUUUGCCCAGUCUCACCCCACACAAGGAAAUUCCGAAAGUACCCCCAGUAACCGGCACCAGCCGGUAAUCCUCCUCUCACAAUCUGUCUGAUCCAGCGGCACUAUAUAUAAGCUAGCCAGGGUACAAAAAAGGGAAAACCGCUUCAACCUUUUCCCCAGCGCCUUCUCUCUCUCUCUCUCCUCAUCGCCAUCAAGACUUCCUCUCCCCCUCACUUUUCUCAGAUCUCUCAAACGCCAACCCUCAAAAUCCCAAAUCCUCUCGCCAAUCCUCUCCCAACAGACAGAUCUUCCUUCUUAUAAAUCCUUCAAGAACCUAUAAAACUACCGUCUUUUCGAAAUCUUCUCCCCCCCUCUUCCCCCCUUUCCUUUUUCCCUCCUCAAUUUGGAUCUCUUAUCCUCAUCACUGUACCACUCGAUAAUCGGUUGCAAGAUUCCCACGAUCGCUCGUAACCUGGAACCCUAACUUGUUCCCACUUUCGCGAUUUUGAUCCUUCAUCUGAUCUGUUUGUGGGUUUACUUUUCGUGGGUAGAGUCCGGUUUCUCAUAUUUGUGGGUGGAAAAGGGGCAAAAAGAGAAACGAAAGAGAACCCUAAUCUGGAAAAAGGAAAAAGAAACAGGAUUUGAUUUUGUGUUCUGGGUAUUUUUUUUUUUUGAGAAACGGAUUCAGGGAAGAAAAAACCUGAUAUAUGGCGGAACAAGGAGGCUUGGAAGGGAGCCAACCGGUGGAUCUUUCCAAGCACCCUUCUGGCAUUGUUCCCACCCUACAGAACAUUGUGUCGACAGUGAACUUGGAUUGCAAAUUGGAUCUAAAGCAAAUCGCUUUGCAAGCUCGUAAUGCAGAAUAUAACCCUAAACGUUUUGCUGCUGUUAUUAUGAGGAUCAGGGAACCUAAAACCACGGCACUUAUCUUUGCCUCGGGGAAAAUGGUAUGCACCGGUGCUAAAAGUGAACAGCAGUCGAAAUUGGCAGCCAGAAAGUAUGCUCGAAUCAUCCAGAAGCUUGGUUUUCCAGCGAAAUUCAAGGACUUCAAGAUUCAGAACAUAGUUGGCUCAUGUGAUGUGAAGUUCCCAAUUAGACUCGAGGGUCUGGCGUACUCUCAUGGUGCUUUCUCAAGUUACGAGCCGGAGCUGUUCCCAGGACUGAUUUAUAGAAUGAAACAACCCAAGAUUGUACUUCUCAUUUUUGUCUCGGGCAAAAUCGUGAUAACAGGAGCUAAGGUGAGCUUCCGUGUAUAUAUACCUAUAUCUUGUACUUCUACUCUUUGUGCAUCAGCAUUGUGAAAUGACUUGUGCAUCGUUCUCAUGACACUACAGGUUAGAGAUGAGACAUACACAGCCUUUGAGAACAUAUACCCUGUGCUUACUGAGUUUAGGAAAGUCCAGCAAUGGUAUGCUCACCCCCCCCCCCCCCCCCCCCCCCCCCCCCCCUCUCUGCUACUCAUAACUAACUCUUACAGCAGUGCUUCAAUAAUGUUCUUCUCUGUAUGAUUCAGAUUUGGGUUCGAUAUCACGGAGCUCUUGGCCUGGUGGUCUGGGAAUGGAGAGCAUAUUGGAGAUUUUCUGAUGGAUGAGGUCUUCAGGAAUUGGCAACUGUCCAUUGAAACAGGAGGGAGGGAUGGGGUUCUUAAGAGUUGGGUGGCUGGGAGUGUUGAUGUUUGUAAUUAGGUCAAUCUGGUGCUACUCCCGCCAAAUCUGGGACAGUUUUCUGUUAUAUGUAACGUGCCAAACUGUUCUGAUAGACUCAAUCCUAGAAGAACGAAGGGAAGGAAAAAAGAAAUGAAGAAACGGGUUCCAAUUUUGGUGUCGGAUCACAGUUAUUAGAUGGAAACGUGUAGCUGUUGGAGAAACAAACUGUUCCUUUUCUGAUCUUAAACUUGAUUGAUUCAAGUUUGCUAAGGAUUCUUGAAUUGAACCCCCUACUUACUAGAAGGGUUGAGACUAAAACAGAGCUAUUAGUUUCUCUCAAUUUUCGUUACUAAGCAAUGGGCUGUUAUCAAAUCGCGUUUAUAUGAAUGGAUUGAAAUGGAUAUUGACAUAAUACAAACACUCAUUUUGU